AUGUUUCAAUUUAGCUCCCGACGAAGAUUUUGUCCCAAGGAUCAUUGGUUGAUUUAUGGAUUGGAUACUGAAAGUUUUUCAAGUGCUGUAGUUGCUGAAGAAUAUGCUUUGGAAGAAAACGAUUCAUCAUCAUCAUCUCAUACUGAUGGUAUCACCUCGGCAUUUGAACGACGUCGAUUACAACAUGUUAAGCAAACCAUGUCAAAGGCAAGAUUGGCGAUGGUAAGCCCUCGGCUUGGAUUAUUGAACAACAUCCCUUUUGUCAUUUCAUUUGAACAUCGUGUACAGAUCUUUCGUAUGUUUGUGAACAACGAUCGAAGACGCAAUGACAUUUUGGACGCUUUGGAUUAUGUACGACCUCACGCAGAAGUUCAGAUUCGACGUCAACAUGUAUUUGAAGAUGGAUUCAACCAAUUAUAUAAACUUGGACCUGACUUGAAAAAGAAAAUAGCCAUCAUAUUUAUCGAUUCAUUUGGUCUGAUGGAAAGUGGUAUUGAUGGUGGAGGUGUUUUCAAGGAAUUUUUAACAAGUCUUGGUCACGAAGCCUUCAAUACUGAUUAUGGAUUGUUUUCCUCGACUCCGGAUCAACUAUUAUACCCUAACCCUAGCUCUUUUGCAACUGAAGGAUCACAACUUGCCUAUUUUGAAUUCCUUGGAUUGAUCAUUGGCAAGGCAUUAUAUGAAGGUAUCCUAUUGGACGUGGCAUUUGCUGAAUUCUUUUUGAAAAAGUGCUUGGGGAAGAUCAAUUACUUGGAUGACCUUCCGUCUUUGGAUCCAGAACUUUACAAGGGUUUGAUUCAAGUGAAAAAUUUCAAGGGCAACGUGGAAGACUUGUGUUUAGAUUUUACCCUAACUGAAAAUGAAGCAGAUCAGCCUCGAGUGAUCAAUUUGAUACCUAAUGGCAGUAAUGUCUUAGUGACUAAUCAAAAUCGUAUUAGAUAUGUGUAUCUAGUAGCAAAUUAUAGACUCAACGUGCAAAUUGCGAAACAAUGCAAGGCAUUUUUCAAUGGACUAUCGACGAUUGUGGAUACGAAAUGGUUAAGAAUGUUUAAUCAGCAAGAACUACAAGUCAUGUUGGGCGGUGCUUCGGUACCUAUUGAUAUUGGAGAUCUACGACAACAUACAAUAUAUGCGGAUUAUAACGACACUGAUCCAGUCAUCCAAAACUUGUGGAGAGCAUUGUCCAGUUUCAGUAAUGAAGAAAGAAUGAAAUUUGUCAAGUUUGUCACAUCAUGUUCUCGUCCUCCUAUCUUGGGAUUCAAGGAACUUCAACCUCAAAUCUGUAUUCGACGUGCUGGAAGGGAUGAAUCAAGAUUACCCACUAGUUCUACUUGCGUCAAUCUAUUAAAAUUACCUUCGUAUAGCACAUAUGAUAUUCUACGAGAGAAACUUUUGUAUUCUAUCAAUGCUGAUGCUGGUUUUGAUCUGUCCUAG
Molecule: messenger RNA, 1434 nt
Organism: Halteromyces radiatus
Lineage: Eukaryota; Fungi; Mucoromycota; Mucoromycetes; Mucorales; Cunninghamellaceae
Exons: 7
Coding region: 1-1434 (477 amino acids)
Biological process (GO): ubiquitin-dependent protein catabolic process; protein polyubiquitination
Molecular function (GO): ubiquitin protein ligase activity
Source: RefSeq, a predicted model, not a curated record